AUGACGGUCGAACGUGUGUGCAGCGAGGUGUUGAUGGAGGAGCAGACCCUCUCCAUUGAACAAAGCUACAAGUGGAUCACCAGCAAUGCGUCUGCUUUCUCGGGCGCUGUCAACAUGAUUGUGGCUACACAGGGGGUCAACGGGAAGGAAGGGAAAGGACGAAGGGAGAAGCUGGACAAGAAAAAGGAUGGCAAGCGGGAGAAGAAGCGAGGCCUCUUCAAGGAGCGCUGUUACAACUGCAAUGAGGAGGGGCGCAUGGCUGCCAAGUGUCCCAACAAGAAGAAGGAUGCAACGCCCGCGGCAGCCGCGAACGUUGUUGAAGGAGACGGGAAGGGUGUGGCACUCACCGUCGCAUGUUUGGCUGCAAAGUUGCUGGCCGACAACAAGGACUUGUGGUUCCUUGACUCAGGAUGCUCCCAACACAUGAUCGGCCGCAAGGAGUGGUUCAUGGUGAUCCGUGACCCAUCUGCAACGAAACAUGUUAAAGGGUUUGAUGGUUCCAUGCAAGAGGUCGCCAUUGUUGGAAUGGAGACCAACUUGGUCUCCCCUGAGCAGCUCACGGACAAAGGAGCAAAUUUGCAAACCGAAGAAGGUAUCACCUGCAUCAUCGCAUCGGCAGGACAAGUGGCUGCAACGGCACGCUAG
Closterium sp. NIES-65 is the source of this 645-nucleotide messenger RNA. Lineage: Eukaryota; Viridiplantae; Streptophyta; Zygnematophyceae; Desmidiales; Closteriaceae. The record is from the annotation of a GenBank genome assembly.